CCAGCGGGCAAAAGGGGUUACGCUUGCCCCACAGCACUGGGGUGUGGCGGUGAGGAAGAAAUCUCGUAGACCCUCUUCCCGUGCCCCGCAGGGCCUGCUGCUUCUCGGCCUACCCUCCGGUGCGGUACCUCCAUCCUCGGUGCCGGCAACAACCGCUUCUGUGUCUGCUUUUGCUGAGCUCCCAGCUGGGACAGUGGGCGGCGUAGGCUUCCUGGCAAGGGGAGAGCGCCGUAUCUUUUAUUUAUUUAAACUCAACACAGUUGCUCUGCCCUAGGUUAUGGGGUACUGGUGGGUGGACACCAGCGGUGAUUGAAGUCUCCUUGUGCUGGUAGUUAGUUGAAGACUUCCUGCUCUCAGCUUUAGGCGGGUGCUGCAGUUAUUUCUUGUUUGUCUCUUCGGUCCAUCAUGGAUUAGAGGUUACAGAAGGGAAGGGAGUCGGAUAUAGUUUUCCAAUUCAUAAACAGAGCAGCUAGAAAUUUCCACCUAAGCCUAAACCAUGCCUAUGCUUCGGCUGUGGUCUUUUCUCAUCAUCAGUUGAGGCCACUUAUAUAGGAACACAAAAGAUCAAGACAUUCUCAUCCCUUUCGCCAAGGGUAGCUCCACCUCUUGUUAGGUGUUAUGUGCUUCGCUUUCUUGUGGUUCUUGGAUGUUGAGUGAGGCACUUGAAAUUAGUAAGUGCUUCAGUUACAUCGAUCAUAGCACACGUAGGGGGAAUAGACUUUUUCUUAAGCAUUGAUCUGAAUGUUCUCAGUCAUCAGCUACAUAUUUAUUGAGUGUGUGUACAUACAUGUUUAUUUAUGCCGGAUAUGUCUAGAUACUUGCAGGCCUGAAGAUGGAAUGAUGAAGGAGUUAACAAUAGAACUGGGUUCUUUUCCUCUUGGACAUUACAUCCUGCUGGGGAAGACAGACAGUCGCACACAUUCUCAUUCCCCCCACCCCCAUAUAUAUAUAUAAACUCGUUUACAUAUUAUUACAGAUUGUGGUGAAUGCCUUCAAGGAAAACAAAUGCUGUGGAGUAGGAAGUUUCAGAGAGAAUGGGCAGGGAAGGUCUUCUGGGAAAGAUAAUGAGUUACAAGGCACUAAUAGUUCUGGAUCAUUGGGUGGUCUUGAUGUUCGCAGACGAAUUCCUAUAAAACUCAUCUCCAAACAAGCAAACAAAGCCAAACCUGCACCUCGAACUCAAAGGACUAUAAACAGGAUGCCUACAAAGGCUCCACCUGGUGAUGAAGAAGGAUUUGAUUAUAAUGAAGAAGAGCGGUAUGACUGUAAAGGGGGCGAACUGUUUGGAAAUCAGCGAAGAUUUCCUGGACACCUUUUUUGGGACUUUAAGAUCAACAUCUUAGGUGAAAAGGAUGAUACACCAGUUCAUUUCUGUGACAAAUGUGGAUUGCCUAUUAAAAUCUAUGGGCGAAUGAUUCCAUGCAAGCAUGUUUUUUGCUAUGACUGUGCUAUUUUACAUGAAAAAAAAGGAGAUAAGAUGUGUCCAGGCUGUAGUGAUCCUGUGCAGCGAAUUGAACAGUGUACACGAGGUUCUCUCUUCAUGUGUAGCAUUGUUCAAGGGUGCAAGAGAACGUAUUUGUCUCAGAGAGACUUACAGGCUCAUAUCAACCAUCGCCAUAUGAGAGCUGGAAAACCUGUUACCCGUGCUUCACUUGAAAAUGUUCAUCCUCCUAUUGCCCCACCACCAACCGACAUCCCUGAUCGUUUUAUAAUGCCACCAGACAAGCACCAUAUGAGUCAUAUUCCGCCAAAGCAGCACAUCAUGAUGCCACCACCUCCUUUGCAACAUGUGCCUCAUGAGCACUAUAAUCAGCCACAUGAGGAUAUUCGUGCUCCUCCAGCAGAAUUGUCCAUGGCUCCACCUCCACCUCGUUCGGUCAGUCAGGAAACCUUUCGCAUUUCAACAAGAAAACACAGCAAUUUAAUAACUGUCCCUAUUCAGGAUGACUCAAAUUCAGGUGCUAGAGAACCACCACCUCCUGCCCCAGCACCUGCUCACCAUCAUCCUGAAUAUCAGGGUCAACCAGUGGUAUCGCACCCUCAUCAUAUUAUGCCUCCACAACAACAUUAUGCACCACCCCCACCUCCUCCACCACCAAUAAGCCAUCCAAUGCCACAUCCUCCCCAGGCUGCAGGUACUCCUCACUUGGUGUAUAGCCAAGCUCCACCUCCACCAAUGACCUCUGCUCCACCACCAAUAACCCCUCCCCCUGGACAUAUUAUUGCCCAGAUGCCACCUUAUAUGAAUCAUCCUCCUCCAGGACCUCCCCCACCUCAACAUGGUGGUCCACCUGUAACUGCUCCCCCUCCUCACCAUUAUAAUCCAAAUUCUUUACCCCAAUUUACUGAAGAUCAAGGAACUCUGAGCCCUCCAUUUACACAACCAGGGGGAAUGAGUCCUGGUAUAUGGCCUGCACCAAGAGGGCCACCUCCUCCUCCACGAAUGCAGGGUCCGCCUUCUCAAACCCCACUUCCUGGACCACAUCAUCCAGAUCAGACAAGAUACAGACCUUAUUACCAAUGAUAAUAGUAUUUUGAACUGAAGAUAUGAUGAGGGAAAAAAAACUUAACGUGUAGUCAAUCUUUUAAUUAAGCUUUGACUGUUUGGGGAAGGAAAAGUACCUCUGAGGUGACUAUAAAAAACACGUAGGGUCUUGUCUCUAAAAUGGUUUUAAAUCUUGACCUUAGGAUUGAUUUCAAGUACUAUGCUAUAGUGCAGAUGAGUGGCUCAGUUGAGCACAGCUAUAUUUUAACAACUUUGUUCUCUAGGUGGUAAAUUGACCCAGAAGAGACCAUUUGUAAGAAAAAAAAAAUUUUUUUGAAAAAAAAAUUUUCAUUGUUCCACUUUCAAAAGUAUUGCUUUUGUUAAACCCAAUGUUUAGUUUUUCUUGUGAUACAUUUUUGUUAACCUGUGUAAAAGGAUUAAAUUUCAAUAUGGUUGUAAAAAUGCUAUUUUUAUGUGAAUUUAAGUGCAGCCACAUACUGUUUUAUAAAACCAUAUGUUUUACCACUAAUUUCCCAAAGUUACAAUAAAAUCCUAGAAGUAAAAAUUUGCUAGAAUUUGCUAUAAGGGCAGACUGUUAAACGAUAGAGAAUUAUUUCACAUUUUAGGCACUGAAAUUUUGCAAUAUCGUAAGUAUGUAAUACACUUCACUUGGAUGCCUUUUUAUGUUUAGGCAGCCUCAGGAGCACCAAAAUACAUUGGAAUUCCAAUAUUAAGAUAUAUUUAUGUUUGUAAUAUUAAAAAAUAUUCUAAUUAUUUGAAAAGAUAUGGCCAAAGGAUUCAACACUGUAGGCUCCAAGCUGGUGGGGGGAUACUGUUACUUAUUAAUGCUUUUUUAGUGAAUGGUUGGAAUCACAUGAUGCACCACACUUAUUAAUCUUAAGUAACAUUAUUUUAUAGAACUGUUUAAAUGGUGUUAUUUAGAUGAAGUGUGUUCUACUCUGUUCAUUGUCUUAAAUAUUUAGGGCUAAAUAGACUUUAUAUAAAUCCUCGUUUCAUGGUAGCUUAAUUCUGUGCUUAUGUGGAUUCUCGUUUAUUGGAUUUUAAACUACAAUUUGAAUGUUGUAGAGGAAUUUAAAUAAUGUAUUAAUGAAGGAUGUUUUCUUGUAAUCACAAACUAGCAUUUGCUCAGGUUUCAUUGCUGUGUAAUAAGGGGUUUUCCUCUAACUUGAAAUUUAAAAACUAUUUCCUUUCCCUUUGGUUGGUAAAACAGUCUAAACUUGGAAUAUUUUAGCAUGGAGUCAACAGUAAGGACUACCAGAUAAUUUUGUAUUGGAGAAGAGAAAAGUAAUGACUAAAUUGUGAAUUUCAGUGCUUUAUAAGGUGCCUUUAGAGUCAGCUUUUGCAUUAUAGGGGCUUGUUACAGUCCAGCUGAGAUGACCACUUACAGUUUAUACAGAUCUCAUAUGUAUAAAUCAAUCUUCUUAGGAUAUUAUUGUAUAUCCUUUGAAUAAACCCUGUGAAGUUUUUCCUCCCCCCCCCUAAAAUGGUGCAUAACAUAAACAUGAUGUGUAGAAUGCAGAUAUCAUUUAUUAGAUAGUUUGUAUAGUAUAUAAAUUUAGAACAUUUCUUUUUGACAAAGGAUAAACUGAUUGCUAAUUUACCAUUUGAUUCUGUCAGGAAUAGGCAAAACACAAUUCUUGGAUAAUCAGAUGCAAAAUCAUUUCUGAAUUUAGAGCAGAAUUUAGAAAUAAUACAAAUGGCCAUUUCAACUUUGGCUGAAAAUAAGUAAUACACUUUUUUCUUAAGCAAGUGGUUUUUCACACUUAGCAGUUUGAAAGUCUAGUUUGUUAAUGCACUAUUUCUAGUGAGAAAUUCUUGUUAUUAGAAGCAUGGGAGUGAAAUAGUGUGAAAUGGUGGUGAGUGCUUCUAUCAUAUUACUGUAGGUACUUGGACUGAUGCAAACUUGAUUCCUUUUCAUGCCCCUGUUUAGGAGCUGUUAAAAUAUUACUGUUUAAAUCCCAACCGUUCUUUGUUUCUUGUAAUUAGAAAAAUAGCCAAAUUCACUUUAGAGCUUCUCAACUAUUUAUGAAAAGCUCUCCUUCGCUUAUUGAAAUUCACUAGCAUUGAAUGUGGCAAGAAACCACUUUGUGUUUUGGAUAAAAAAAAAUUAUCGUGGUGAAAUUCCACAUUAAUAAUUCUUAUAGGCUUUUAAAAAUGAUUUAUUUUUCAGUUAUGUUUAAUAAAUAUGCAGGGAGGCAGAUCAGAUGAAUGUCUUGUAGCGGACAAAAAUUUUAAAUGGUGUUAGACUUGAAUUCAUCAGUUCAUUGUUUGAAUGAGGGUGGGUGGGUAGAAGGAAAACAAAAUUACUGUUAGUGUUUCUUUUCUUAAGGAAAAAGAUGUGAAUCCCAGCCUUAUUUCAGGGAAGCCUUUGAAGCUAUGAUGGACAUAAGUCUAAAUGUAUGUAUGUUUCAUUAUAUUGCUCUUAAGACUACUGAGGUGGCAGUUUAAUUCUUAAAAACAAUAAAAUGGAAGCAUAAAUACUA
Messenger RNA from Marmota monax (woodchuck), 4989 nucleotides. It is a transcript of the gene Cbll1, whose product is annotated as Cbl proto-oncogene like 1. Bases 1199 to 2524 code for a protein of 441 amino acids. Gene Ontology annotation, biological process: protein ubiquitination; regulation of cell adhesion. The transcript is spliced from 6 exons. The record is from RefSeq and is a predicted model, not a curated record. Gene Ontology annotation, molecular function: ubiquitin protein ligase activity. Lineage: Eukaryota; Metazoa; Chordata; Mammalia; Rodentia; Sciuridae.